Messenger RNA from Aspergillus lentulus, 648 nucleotides. The record is from RefSeq and is a predicted model, not a curated record. Lineage: Eukaryota; Fungi; Ascomycota; Eurotiomycetes; Eurotiales; Aspergillaceae.
AUGAUCCCCAAAACAGAGAAAGACAGCCAGAUCAUCGAAAAGGCCAAAAGCCUUCAAGGAGUCUGCUGGGGCGAGGAAUAUGAGAAGAUGAUAUCGGGGGUACUAUAUAGUCCCCUCGCAUCAGAGCUCAUAGAGGGUCGCACCAAAGCGCGCUUCCUAAUGUCCGAGUUCAAUGCUCCUCCUCGACCCGACGUGCCGUUCUCUGAGACCGUGGCUCAGAGGGAGGUGACAUUAAGAAAGUUGUUUGGCCGGGCAGGAAGGGGGAUCUAUAUCGAGCCUCCUCUCUUUGUGGACUACGGCUGUAACAUCAGUGUCGGAGAUGGGUUUUAUGCGAACUUCAAUUUGACCGUCCUGGACUGCGGACUGGUCACUGUUGGAAACAACGUCGAGAUUGGCCCGAAUGUGAACAUCAUCACGGGCGAGCAUGAGACGAAGAUUGAAGCCCGUCGCACACAUCGGGGAAUGGAAUUCACAAGGGAGGUCGUUAUCGGUGACGACUGCUGGAUUGGCGCGAAUGUGACUAUUCUGGCUGGGGUGACCAUUGGAUCAGGGUGCUCCAUCGGUGCUGGCUCGGUGGUCAAGAGAGACAUCCCGCCGUACAGUAUCGCCGUGGGAAGCCCUGCUCGAGUUAUUAGGUCGGCGGUCUGA